This is a messenger RNA of Rotaria sp. Silwood2, 306 nucleotides long. The record is from the annotation of a GenBank genome assembly. Lineage: Eukaryota; Metazoa; Rotifera; Eurotatoria; Philodinida; Philodinidae.
AUGGGAGAUAAGAAUGGAACUAUUGUUGCUGGUGGUAAUGGGUAUGGUAUUGGUCUCAAUCAACUUAACAAACCGAGCUAUAUCUUUGUCGAAGAAGAACAGACAGUCUACGUGGGAGACGAUGGCGAUCAUCGUGUGAUGAAAUGGGAUAAAAAUGCACAUGAAGAAAUUGUCGUCGCCGGUGGUCAUGGACAUGGAAAUGCUUUGACACAGUUGUCGUAUCCUAAUGGAUUGUUUGUCGAUAGUUUGGGCACUCUCUAUGUUGCAGAGGUUGGGAAUGAUAGAGUGACGCGUUGGCCUCAAUGA